Mytilus californianus (California mussel) is the source of this 8951-nucleotide messenger RNA. RefSeq names its product GTPase-activating protein and VPS9 domain-containing protein 1-like. Gene Ontology annotation, molecular function: guanyl-nucleotide exchange factor activity; small GTPase binding. Gene Ontology annotation, biological process: vesicle-mediated transport; regulation of GTPase activity. Gene Ontology annotation, cellular component: cytosol; endocytic vesicle. The coding region runs from base 185 to 5104 and encodes 1639 amino acids. The record is from RefSeq and is a predicted model, not a curated record. The transcript is spliced from 20 exons. NCBI's taxonomy places the organism in Eukaryota, Metazoa, Mollusca, Bivalvia, Mytilida, Mytilidae.
AUAAGGUAAGGGUGACUUUUUCGGGGGAGGACUAAAUCAUAUUUUGCUGCGUUAUCGUGAGUGCAGAUAAGUGACACAAGGUUGCUUCAGUACUUUAAAUAUUUAUGUAGGAUAGCAGAUCUGAGAAUAUUGGUCUCAUUACGACUCCAUGAUGUGAUAUGUGAUAGAUGAAAACACAAAGAAAAUGACUCUGCCAUCAGAUCUCGUUGAACUAGCCCAUCAUCUCAAACAGGAGAGUCUGUUUGUACAUGCCCAACGAACCAAUAUACAUAAAACAUUUGAAGAUGUCAGAAAAUACUCAGAUGAUUUGUUUCACCAGUCCUGGAUUGCAAGACAACAGCGAUCAUGUAUGUACAAGCUGUUGUUUGCUGCCAACAUAUCAGCUAAGGAAGUCUGUAGCAAUAACAACCAAUUAGAAUGGACCAAUUUUGUAGACGGGUAUAAAUAUUUGGGAUACCAAGACUCCAAAUAUGGAGAAUUUUUGAAAAUUUUAAGAGACAGCCCAAUUUAUACGGCACAUUGUAUAGAUAGUGGGGAAAAAUCUGCUGUUGAAAAUACUCAAGAUGUUCUAAGAACUAUUGUGUCAGCUGUUUAUGGCAAUGUCAUUCUUCAUGAAGAUGAACAUUUAGCAAUGCAAAUGAUGAAAACAUUAGCCGAAUUACAAUUGGCUAACGCUGAGGACCCUCGACGUUUGAUACGUAAGGGUACUUGUGGAUUUAGGUUAAUGUUUUUACAACUUUUUGACUGUCUUUUCUCAGCAAGGUUGUUUCUUACAGCAGCUCUGCAUGAAGCAGUUAUGAAGCUUAUGAUGGAGGAUGAGUGGUUUUACGAUAUUGACCCUGGGAAAGCGUUAGUCAGAUUCCCUGCUGCAGAACGGCAGAAACGAUUUGGAGCUGAAGGCACUCCUCAGUAUGCUGAAAAAUUGCAAGACUAUAGAAAAUUCAUUGUAGAUAAACUUGUUAUUUUAACAAAUAGGUUUGUGUCGGCAUUAAAAAAUAAUAUGCACUGUUUUCCGCCAGCUCUAGGAUGGCUGAUAUCCCAGGUCUAUCAUAUCCUGCUGAAAACUGGUAAACAUGACAUUGAUAAAAUCCGUGUAAUUUGUGUAGACUUAGUAUUUACAUUAUUUGUGUGUCCAGCUAUCUGUGAUCCUGAGCCUUAUGGUAUUACAUCAGAUAUACAUAUCAGUCACAUUGCCCGCCAUAAUCUGAUGCAGAUUGCCCAGAUUAUACAAGUGCUAGCUGUAUCUCAGUGGGAAGAAGAUUCUAAAGAGAAAGACUUGUAUGACAGAUUUGAAAAGGGUUGUGUAUCCUCGCUGUUAGACUCCAUUUUGGAGACAUGUGGAACAGAACUACCUAACUAUAACCAUGGUAACAGAUUACAGGUUUUGUCUAGGUCAUCAACAUUGAUCACAGUCACUCAGCUUAAUAAUCUGGUAAUUUUUUUCCGCAACAUGGUACAAAAUGGUGAAGACGAUUCACCAGAAAGGAAACAGAUUGAGGAAGCUAUGAAUGGAUUACCACCCUUGUUAAAUAAUUCCUCACAGACCAAUCAAUCAGGUACCCCUGCUGGAACCCCUCCAGGUACACCAUCAGGCCAAAGGAAGGGAGAGAAAAAGAAGGAAAAGGAGACAGUAAAAACUAAAAAGAAUAAAGAUGAGAGCAGUAUAACACAGGUUGAAGAUGUUAUUGUCAUAUCACUUGGGAAUGAUGUAGAAUGUCCAGGCAUGCUCUCUGAACAAAAAGUGUUGUCAUGGGAACAAGAAAAUAAACGCAGGAAAGUGACGUACCAUGAAGGGAUAUCUAAUUAUGUGGCUAGUGCAGAACCAGGUGAAAAAAGAACAAGGUUUUCAUUGUCUCAGGACCAAGAAUCCAUAGGUAACACCAGUGACCUACAGGAGGCAAUAUCAGAGGGAGCAUCUAGUCACUCUGUAGGCUCUGUAGACUUAGAAAAUGAUGAUGACCCAGAUGACAACUUCUCUGACAUGAUCUCAGCAAAUGUCAGUGGGCGUGGCACACCUAAUAUCAGUGGAAGAGACACACCCCCUUCUCCAGCUGGCAGUGUAGAGGCACCUGCCCAUCAGUUACAGCAGGAAACUAUACAACCAAUUCAGUUACCUGUAACUGUACCAAAGACUAACAGGGAAGAUGUUACUGAGAGAUUUGGAAAAUUUGAAAUUAAAAAUGAAUUUCCCGUAGAUGAGACUAAAUCUACAGUUAGUGAUACCUGGAGUACAGAUGUACUAGCUAGUGACUCAGAACCUCCAGAACAAAACCAGUAUGAUAGACUAGAGGAGAUAGGAGAAGAAAUUGUAAGACAGAGUUUACUGGCCAGAAAUGAGCCAUUAUCAGAACUAUCAGAAACAGCAAGUGAUGCCUGGAGUACAGAUGUACUUGCUAGUGAUAAUGAAGAUAAACAAGCAGAAGAAUUAUCAGAAUUUGAUCAGGAUGACAUUGGCAGUGUAAUGACCGAUGUUUCUUCAGUCUCUGGUGAACAUGGUAAUAUAGAAAUACAAGAAGAUACUCCCCUAGCUUCAGGUCAAGAAACUCCAGAAAAUCAGUUGGAAAAGUUUGAUACAGCUGCUAAUGGUGCCACUUCAGUGCUAAAUAAACAAAACAAAAGUAGUAAUGAGGCCAAUUUACCAUCAGCAGAAGCAAGUGUUUCAUUUGCAGAUUUCCCAAAUUAUUUCCAUGAUAAUGAUAGCUAUAGACAUGGACCCAGUGACAGCAAGCUGACAAAUGCUGGAAGUUUCACAAGUAGAUUUUUGAAAAAGAAGAGACCGAAAACUGUACAAAUGAAUGUAGAUAAUGUGUUUGAUGGGGAUGAUAAAACCAAUGACAGUGCCAAUUCCAAUAAAUUGAGUCUUCCAUCGACAUCAAAACAUACUAGAUUCCAACAAAAACUAAAAAAUUCUCCAGGAAAUUUAUCAUUUGCCGUCCCUGAAACCAGUGUUAGAAAUGUACAAUCGGAAAAUUUUGGGUCAUCUAAUGGCGACUUGGUCAAAACAUCGAUCAGCCAAGGUGCUCGUCCAAAAGUUCAACAAAGAGCCACAUAUCCAUUGUUUGACAAUCAGAGUGGUUCUGGUGAGGUUCUUCCAGUAGAGAGACGAGGAAAAAUAUCCAAUUUAGAGGCUAAUUCUGUGGAUUCAGGAAUCGGUACACCUCGGUCAGACUCUGGUAUAGAUGGCAAUUCUAGGUCAGAGGUUGCCUCAUUAAGUGAGCAAACUGGCAAUUUAAAGAUCAGUGAACAACAAAACACAAAGUUUGAUGCCAAUAGGCUUUCGUUAGCCCUCAGUAUGUUUGAUCCAGUUUCUAAUGAAAAUGCAGAGGAAGAUCAGACGCUGAUUAGUCUUGAUGAUUCUGAAACCAACAACACAGACAUCAUGAGAUCAGUACUGAACAAGAGGAGUAGUUCCAAUAAAGAUAAAAGAGAAACAGUUAUUAUUGAUGAUACAAUGUUUCCUAUUCCAAGUAAGAGUGAUAACUCUGUGGACCUUCUAGCAGCCAACGAUUUUAAUGACGAUAGUAGUAGUGCUGGGUCGGGGAAUUCGGGAGAUGAUGUACCAUUUGCUAAGUCAUCACGAUCAGCAAGCUUUGAUAACAUUUCACAGAAAUCAGAAGAAAAGGGCACUGCUGAUACUGCUGACCCAGAAGAUGCAGGUAGAACUCCAACCAAAAGUAGAAGUUUGUUUAAAUCGUUUAAAGAAAAAGUAACUAGAAGUGGAAAGAAGAACAAAGAUAAGAUUGGGAGAAAUGAAUCAUUUGAUUCCUUAGCCAGUAGUAGUUUACCUGUCAAUGACACUCCCCAGAAACCUGAAAGUUCAAAAGAAGAAACAUCAGAUGACAUAUUAGAAAAGUAUAGACCAAAGCCAGCCAGUAACAUUUCAAAUUCAGGCGAAGCUAGCCAAGUGGAGGCACCACAACCAACAAAACGUCCAUCAAUUAAAGAAGAAACAAGUAGUCAACCGUACUAUGAUCCAAAUAACCUAGAAAACUGUGUUUUAUUUUUAGAUGCUAAACGUAAACUACGUUUAGUGUUGAGUAACUGUGACUGUGAUAUAGGACAAAAUGUUUUAGAUUUUGGUUUUUCGUAUGUUCCUUCUAGUCCUAAAGAAAUUGAUACUCAUAGAGACAAUAAUGAGCUGUUAUUAUUACUACGGAGUCAGUUAGCAGAGGCUAUUAAUUUACAGAACAAAGAGUCAAUAGCCCAGCUACAUGAAGCCAUUAGAUGUAUUAAAAUGUUUGAUUCAAAAGGGUGUAAGAAGUUGGUAAAUGCUUUGAAAGAUGAAUACCAGACAAGAACAGCAUAUAUAUCUUAUUUAAUAAGAUGUCAGCAAGGCCUCUUGGCUACUCAGUCUUAUGUACAACGCUUGUUAAGUCGCGUACAAAGAGACAAAACUGUGUGCAAUAAGCAUCUAGUGAAUGUAUGUGUAAGACUGUUUAUUGAAACAAAGGAAGGUUAUGUCGUCAAUUUUAUACAAGAUUUCCAGAAAUUAACAGUCUCAGAUGAAAAGACUGAUUUGGUAGAAAGAUUCUUACAAUUUCUGUAUCAACAAAUGACCAAUAAUCCUAUAUGGCAAGCAUCAACAGAAAACCAAAUGGACGAUGCCAGGUUAUCUAUAGAAAGAUAUAUUAUGAGUAGGAUAUACACACAUGCUAUGUUCCCUAAUGGUGAUGGUGAUAUAUUGAGAGAUCAGAUUCUCCACCAGCACAUAAAGAAGUUAGCCCAAAUUAUAACACCAAAUCACAAACAUUUACAGAUUCCAAAAAUGUAUCAGUUUGAAUGUCCAUGGACAGCAGCACAAAGAGAAAUCUAUAUGAUAAAUGCUUACAAGACACCAAAAGACAAGCUGAAAUGUGUCCAUAGAUGUUCCACAACUAUAAUGAACUUAUUGAGUAUGGCAAAUGAUAAAAGUGUUCCAGCAGCUGAUGAAUUCAUGCCCGUCUUAAUUUUCGUUAUUAUCAAAGCUAAUCCACCAUGCCUCUUAUCCACGGUUCAAUAUGUCAACAGUUUCUACGGUAACAGAUUACAAGGAGAAGAACAGUACUGGUGGAUGCAGUUUUCGUCUGUUGUAGAAUACAUCAAAACCAUGGAUUAUUCAGAUUAACCAAAUGUUUAUAUUUUUAUUAAUAAAUGUAUUAUUUAUUUAUUCAUUGUGAGCAUGUGUCAGAUUUAUGUUUUGCUAUAGAAUUUUAUUUUAUUGGUUAAAAUGGGUGUUAUAGAAGAGGGCAUGUAAAAGUUCUCAUGUUUUAUGUUUGACUGUUGCUUAAUUGUAUAAGAAAUGUUAUUAUGUUUUUGACUUGUUUAAUUAUUUAUUUGUCAACAAGAAUUUGUUUUUCAUCCCAUAUUUCAUAUCAACAGAUUUCUGACCUUGGGGAAGCUUACAGGCUGUAAUGGCAUGAAUGGAUAGCACUAGUUGAUAAUUAUUUAUAUCAAAUAGAGAUUAGUUAUUAUACAAUUCUGCAUUCUUUAAUUCUAGGGCUGUUCCAGAAUUAAACGCAUGGGGGCACUUUUUUUCUUAGACCCCAACCACCCAUAAAAUAAAGUUAUCAUUUAACUUAUAUAAUUCUUACAAACUCUUACACAAAAUGCAACCACCCACAAAUUGUUGGUUUGAAUGCCUCCCAUCCCCUUAAAUGUACAAUUUAUAUGUAGAUUUUGGCAAAAUUAGAUGAGCUAAGGCCUUACCCAAAAAGAUAUGUUACCCACGUUAACCUCUUUGUAAAAGACAUCUUGUAGAAAAAAAAUAUUUGGUUAAGGCCUUUGCUCAUAUCUAAAUAUUGAUUUCAAGAUUCAAAAUGAGGAUAUUUUUUGGCAGUUUUCGCCGUGUUCCUUUAAGAUACAUUACAUAAAUGCUUGAAGUUUGAAGCCCUAAUGCAAAUUUAUUGGACAGAAUUCAGAUAUAUAAAAACUGAUAACUGGCAGAUAAAUGUCUUAUGAUUUGAAGGAAGUUUUUUGACAGAUUGAUAAUAAUCUGUUAAAAUGCAGAGCAUGUGUUGUAUCAUAUGAUUUGAAACUAAGGAUCUGCACAACAGUUUCAACAAGCUCCUGUUUUCACACUUCAUGCUUACCUUGGGGUAAAAAAAAUCAUAAAAUUUUGCAAGGAUGGGCAGCAUGAAAAAAUUGUUUCAAGGUGUAUCAAGAUUGUUUUUUCUCAGAUUGUUAGAAUCAUACAGUAUUAAUCUCUUUGUUUAUUAUAAAUUUAUUUUUUAGUUUUUAUGGUGUAACCUCAGGUUAUAUACCAAGACUGCAAAUUACAAAUAAAACUAUUUGAAAUUUAUCUUUUCUUUUGAAUUCAAUCUAGGGUUUUGCUUACGUAUUUUAACAGUUAACAGUUUUAUAUAUUGAAUUCACUUGAUAUAUAUUGAUACAGUAACUUUGUCAUGGAAUAAAAUUUCCUUUAUAACAUUAGUUUUAAACUGAAGAAAUGUUCUGGAAUAUUAUUCCCACUGGAAGAAAUAUUGCAGUAUUUGUUCCUAACGGAAUAAAGGCUAUAGCAUAUUUAUUCCAACAGGAAUAGAUAUUAUAUUAUUGUUUAUAACAAAAUUUCCAGAGGAAUCUGUAAGUAGGAACAAAUGUAAGUUGACAACUACACACAAAUAUAUCAUAACAAGCAGGACUAUUUUUUGUUGCUGGUAUAUAUUUUUCAUAUAAUUAGUACAGUUCUAGAAUUCUGUCUUCUUGUUUUAAGACUAAAACUGUUAUAUAAAUUGAAAUUAGAAUUUAUCUGUAGAAAUCAUUUUAAACAAUAGUUUGAAUUGUUACCAGAAAUUUACAUUUUCUUCAUAAUCUAUUAAAAUGUACUAGAGGACCAAAGAUGUGAUAAAAGCUAAUAAAAUGUUUUUUAACAUAUUUUUGGUUGCUGGUAUAUAUUUUUCAUACAAUUAGUACAGUUCUAGAAUUCUGUCUUCUUGUUUUAAGACUAAAACUGUUAUAUAAAUUGAAAUUAGAAUUUAUCUGUAGAAAUCAUUUUAAACAACAGUUUGAAUUGUUACCAAAAAUUUGUAUUUUCUUCAUAAUCUAUUAAAAUGUACAAGAGGACCAAAGAUGUGAUAAAAGCUAAUAAAAUCCAUAUUUUCAUUGUUCAGUUAGCUUUAAAGUAGUUAGGUUUAUCUUCUUUUUUGUUUGUUAAAAUGUAUAUUUUUUUAAAUAUAGAAAUUUAAAUGUUUUUGUGUUGCCACAGUUAAGGAAAAAAUGGCCAACAUUAUUCAAUUUUAGCAUGAUUGUUUAGAGAUUGAAAUAAGAAGGUUUGCACAUGGUACAGUUGAGUAAAACAAGUCUAUAUUAUUAACUAUAAGCAUAAUUUUGAUAAGUAUUCCACAGAUGGAAAUGACAGGGUUUGCAUAGACCUUAUUGCUAUUUGUUUGCCAUUACUGGAAGUCACAGUCAUUCCCAUAAGAAUUUGACGUCACAAGCGGGAAUGUCUGAUGCCACAAAAUAAAAGUGAAUGUUGUAUGACGUCAAUAGAUCAAGUGUUGCAAAUUCUUGGGUCAAGUGACGAAAGUGUCCAAAUAAUGAUCAGGUGUAUUGUGUCACAGCGAAAAUAAGCUAAAUUUUGUGAAUUAAAACAAGCUUCAAGGAUUGACAGGGUUUGAAAUGUUUUACAAUUCAGUAAAAUAAUCCAACAUUUUUCGAUUAAAACAAGGUUUUUUUCAGGAUUGAAAUAACUUUGUUUGUUGUUAUAUUCAGCAAAAUAAGUCAGCAGGAUUGAUAUGUAAAUCUUUUUUUUUUAUCAGCAUUGAAGACAAUAGUUAAAUCAACUAGCCUAACUACUUGUUGUUUCCCAUUCAUUUCAAACAAACUUUUCUAAAAAAGGGGUAGGAAAAACUUCCCCAUCAGUUAUUUCACAAAAAUGGUAAUAUUUGAAAGUGAACAAUGUUAAAAUUCAAGGUGUUACAGCCUCACAUGUUUACUUUAAGAUUAAGAACAACAUUUUGUCAUGUUUAUGAGUAUGCGUAUUUAAUCAAAUAAAAAAUUCAUACAGAUGGCAUUCAGCUGUUACAAAUUUUUAGCAUUAAACUAUCUAAAAAAGCAAAUUUAAAGGUUUUUUACAAAAUAAAACAGAAAAUCUGUGUAUUGAUGUGUUGUCUCUCUUGUACAAAUAAAUUCAUUAUGGUUCAAAAUGGCCUUCAAUGCUAAAUUUUACAUACCUGCAAAAUAUUUGCUAUUUUCAUCAAAAUUGUCUUCAGCAGUAAAGGAUUUUAUAAAUAUUUUGAAUAAAAUUACAAAAUCUUUUCAGUAUAAAAUAUUUACUUCAAAAUCUUGUUCCACUUUGUUUCAUAAAAUUUCCAGUUUUAAUCUAAUGAAUAAAACAAAUGCAGGUAAAUGCUGCCAUAUGUCUGUGUUGCAGAGGUUAAAUUCUGUAGUCUAAAUUUGAGCAUUUUAAAAAAUAACAAAACUGUAAGGAUUUCUUUUUUUUUCUAUUUCUAGUUCUUUGGUAACUAGUUUGCCGAAAAAUCCUUGAAUUUGCAUUCAUUAUUUCAUAGAAUACCCAAGAGUUUUUGGGUGGAACUCAAAACAAACUUUUAUUUGAAAUACAUUGUGUUGAAUGCAGAUGUGUUUAUGCAGAAAAGUAGAAAAAAAACUUAAAAUACCCCCAAAAAAUGCAAUUAAGAAACUUUCUCUUAAUUUUCUUAAUAUUUUCAACCUAUUAAAGUAGUCAUUUAUACUAAAAUAAAAACCUCCAUGACUUCUUUUUCCUUCAUUGAACUGACCGUCUUGUUUGUGGAUUCAUCAUGUAUUUUCCAUCAUAUUACACAAUUGUACUGCAUCUAUUUUCUUAUGAAAAAAAGAAUUUAGGAAUUUUACAUUAAACAUCUACUUUACGGCCUUUGUUGAAUUAUAUCUAGAUGUUGAUAAUUAUAAAAAAAAGAUUAUUGUUUUUUGCAUCUACUUUAAUUAAUGAUAUAUGAAGGUGCUGUGAUUUAAUUAUAAAUAAAAAGUAUGUGCUUGUA